CAGAGGCGCAACAACCUGUGAGAUUUCGAGUCAUCAUCGAUCACGACAUCAAGAAGAUAACUUUCCAAAAUGGCCUCCCUUCAUCUGUGGAGGACUUGAUAAAAGUGUUUCAACAAGCGUUUUCCAUCACCACAGCCAUAGGUCUCCAGUACAAAGAUGCUGACUUUGAUGACUUCUUCACGCUUACCUCUACAAGUGAUUUGAAGGAUAAAGACACACUCAAAGUCGUGCACAUGCCACCAGGCAUAAUAAUGACCACGGUCCGUCAGGAACCCAACCCAGACACAUCUGAUGUGUCCUCUGUGGAUGACAUGCUCUCUGUGGACUCACAAGACAAUCUGAUCCCCAGUCCCCCUGUCACUGAGAGGCACAACCUCUGGCCCACCAUCUUUCCCAUCCCAACCUUCUCCUACAACACUGAGAUGGCUCUGAGGCAAGGCAACGAGAAGUUUCUAAAAGAUGGAACCCUGCUGACAUCCCCCAGUGUCAAAUCAGACAUUCUGGAGCGUCUGGCAGAGGCCAUGUUUUCCUACACAGCUUAUCCCAAUGACCCACAGAGGACCGCUGUUGCACAGGCACUAAUAGAGAAGCAUCCCUGCUUGAGGGAGCCUGGCUCUUUUAACGGAUGUUACGGAUGGCAGCAGAGCUUGAAGUACAAAUGUGCAAACUACCGGAGCAAACUUAAAGCUCACGGAAACCCCGAACUGCUGAUAAAUACAAUGAAACACAAGCAGGAGGGUGAUAGAAAACCUGCCAAAAAUAUCAAGAAACCGAGGAAAUCUGAGGUUAACUACCUUCCGCCACACCCAGCCGGAGAAACAGACGACAGCCUGGAGAAUUUGAGACUGGAGCUCAUUGAAGCAAGCAGGACAAAGGACAACGUUCAGAGGAUAAAUGACAUGAUGUCCAGAACAUACAGCUGUAGAAGAAGGGAAGUGGUUGGCCAGGCCAUGCAUGUGACAGAAUUCAAGGAGCGAUGGCCUGCCCUCUUUGAUCCAAAACAG
Messenger RNA from Morone saxatilis (striped sea-bass), 1004 nucleotides. RefSeq lists its product as uncharacterized. The record is from RefSeq and is a predicted model, not a curated record. NCBI's taxonomy places the organism in Eukaryota, Metazoa, Chordata, Actinopteri, Moronidae.